CGCCUGUGCAGCGGCAGCGGCAUUAUCAUCUGCUACGGUGCUUAAGCGCGGCGCCAGGCAAGAAAAGUAAGCCGCAGCUAAGCGCGCUGGAGGAGGAGGAGGAAGAUGGCGGAGUCGGGGCCAACGCGGACGUCUCCCUUGUACCCACGGGCGUCAGCUGUGGAUGGAUUUCUGAAAACUGAUGAAAGGCAAAGACUAGCCAGAGAAAGAAGAGAAGAAAGAGAAAAAUAUCUUGCUGCCAGAGAGCAGCAAAUCUUGGAAAAAGAAAGGAGAGCAAAACUGCAGUAUGAAAAGCAAAUAGAAGAACGAUGGAGGAAGCUGGAAGAGCAGAGGCAGAAGGAGGAGCAAAAGCGAGCCGCUGUUGAAGAAAAGCGAAGACAGAAACUCAGAGAAGAAGAGGAGCGAUUAGAGGCUAUGAUGCGGAGGUCUAUGGAGCGAAGUCAGCAGCUGGAGCAGAAACAGAAGAGAUGGUCGUGGGGAGGAGCACUGGCUGCAGGCUCAGGCGAGAGAGACGGUGAAUCAGAAAAUACCCCACCCUCUCUAGCUUUAGCUGCCAACACCCUUCUUCCAGACCCUGUGGCCUCAACUGCUGCUGCUGAUCCCUCCAAUGCAUGUGACAAACUUUCAGCUUCUACAAUGAAUCUGCCAAAGCAAAUGGAGUCGCCUAUCAAUAAGCGCCUCUCCUCCUCCACAGCAACAAUAACAUAUUCCCCUGACAGAGCUCAUCGCAUGCACCUUAGUCCAAUGGAAAACUUUAUUAUUUCUCGACUAUUGACUCCCACACAAGCUUCUUUAGCUAGAAGCAGAAGUACAUUAAUGCUUUCUGAGCAGUACAAUGAUCCAGUAUUCCAUAUCUGUCCUCGUGUAGCACCAGCUAGCCCUCUUAAAUCCCCUUACAAGCCUUCCCCCACUCGAAGUGUGGAGAAAAAGAAGGCUGCUUCUGCUUCUACACCAGAUGCAAUGAAGGGAGCAACUGCAGCUGAAGUGCCGCAGAAUGAAAAGAAAAAGAAAGAGAGAAGGCCCACAACACCAGGCACAUCAUCUGGUUUGGGAUCUCCUCUUAGAAGAUCUGAUUCUCCAGCAGCCAUGUCUAAGCGAUCAGCUUCACCUGCAACUCCUAAGACAAUCACAAAGACUUACCCUCAGUCUCCCAAAACUACUAAACAGUAUCCAGCUUCUCCUGUGAAACACCGUGCCUUGGGAGAAACACCUAAAAAAAGAGCAGAAAAACAUAAGGACAAUCAGAGGGAGAAUAUUAGCCAGAAAACCCAAGCAUCACCUGCUGAAGAGGCUGUAUGCCAAGCUGUUGCUGAAAAAUCUGUGCCUUCUGCAGGAAAGACUGAAAGCAAUGAAGGGAAACUUGCAGCAGGGACUACUGAUGCUGAGGAAGCUACACGAAUUCUAGCAGAGAAGAGGCGUCAGGCUCGCCUCCAGAAAGAACAAGAGGAAAAAGAAAGACAGGAGAGAGAGACACGUGAAAGGCUAGAGAGAGAACAACUGAAAAGAAAAGAAGAAGAAGAGAGGGUUCGACUGGAGGAAGUGGCCCGUAAAAGAGAGGAGGAAAGAAGGCGUGAGGAGGAGGAGGCCAGGAGAAAAGCAGAAGAGGAAGCUAGAAGGCGAGCCGAAGAAGAAUGUUUACUAAGGGAAAAACAAGAAAAGGAAUUACAGGCUAUGCUUGAGAUGCAGAAAGAAGCAGCAGAAGCAAAAGCCCGGGAAGCAGCUGAACAUCUGCGUCUGGAAAGGGAACAAAUUAUGCAGCAGAUAGAGCAAGAAAGACAGGAGCGAAAGAAGAGAAUAGAUGAAAUAAUGAAAAGAACAAGAAAAAGUGAAACACCAGAAAUCAAGAAGGAAGACACAAAACCAGAUGUGCCGUCAACCCUAAAUGUGGACAGACAGCCAAAGCCACUUGCUAUCAGUCAAGCAGAAAUGAAUGGACUGGCAAACUGCAAAGACGAUAAAGGCCUAGGAUGUGCUGUGCCUGACUCUUUUCCUCAUGAUGUAUUUUCUAAUGGACUUAAGCCACUUAUGAGCCUUAUUCAACUGGAUGCAAUGGAUGGGAAAUCUAACAGCAUGGAUGAUUCAACAGAUGAAGUUCAGUCUAUGGAUGUGAGUCCUGCUUCUAAAGAAGAGCUCAUAUCUAUCCCUGAGUUUUCACCAUUGAAUGAAAUGAUGCCUGGUGUUUCUUUAGACCAAAAUGGAUCAAAUAAUGGGAAGGCUCUGGAAGAACUACUAGAUUUCACUGGCCAAGCCACUUACCCAAAAUUAUCAAGUGAAAGUAUUAGCAUAGAUGAUUGUAAUAAAAACUUGAUUGAUGGAUUUAACAGUCCAGGACAGGAGACAAGUCUCAAUACCUUGUGUUGACAAACACACUACUACUUGGCAAUAAGAGGAUGUUGGUGAAUAUAGAACACACUCAAUGCUGCUGUCAGUAAAAUAAGAGCUUGUCAUUUUAAGAAGCUGCUGCAGUCCACAACACUGGAUAUCAUGUUACUCUGCACUGAAUUUACUGUCUUCCCAUGUGCAUUGUUGAGUAAUUAAUCAUUUUGGUAAAGAGUGGAAUCUUCAGUUUUAAGUGGUUUCAGGGAACAUUUGUGGGAGUUCUUUGUUUAAAAGUUGAGCUGCUAAAAACAUGGAUAUUAAAUAUAUAUUUCAGUGGGCUCCCAAGUGAGUCCACUCAUUUAUUUUAAAUCCAUUUUAGUUUUGUUGUUGAAUUGUUAGGCUUUGUUCGUAAAUGCACAUUAGACUGAAAUAGCAGUUGUUGUGUUUGCCAUGUGCCUACUUUUUCAGUUUUUUUCCUUGAGAAAAAAUAAUUUUAAAUGCCUUUCAUGACAGGUGUUCCAUUGCAAAUCUCAAGCUGAAAAGGCUUGAACAAAAUAUGCAACUGCUGGAAUCCAAGAGGCUUUCUUGUAGAUAGUGGAGCAUUAGGGUCAUCUCUCCAUAAAAUAUGGCACAUAACCAUUUUUAUUUGUAUUAUUUUGAUCCGUCAAUAACUUAGUUGGCACUGUACUGGGUACUACUACUAAUAUAAUGCUAAAAGAAAUUAGUGAGAUCAUAUUACAUGGGUCUUUAAGCAUAUUUAAUUUUAACUGUUCGUGAAAAAAGACCAAUACCUAAUUACAUGUAUUAUAUAAGCAAUUAUAUCAUGGGGCAAAGCUGAUGAUAUGUUAAUGUUCAAGAGAUAGUAUCUGUGAUCAAUAUCAGGUGGUCUUAAUUCAUGGGAUUCACUAAUAUCCUACAACUCAGCAUCAUAUAAUCAACAGCAAACAGUAUAUAGACAUGGACAACAAGAUAUUAUAAGGCAUAACCGUGAGUGCUGAAAGUUGUACUUGUGCAACACAAUAGCCUAUUAGCCUCUCUCACUCCACAAACAUGUGUAUGAAAAAAGCUCUUAUUGAGAAUGUAUAAACAUUCUAUAAGCUGUACAGAGAGCGUUAUCUGGCCCAUUUAAACAUUUUAAAAUUUAUUGAUUUCAAUGGGAAUGUUAACCACUGACUUAGAUUUCUCUCAUUUGAAAUAAAUGGAACUUAAAAGUGUUUAACUUCGCCUGGUUUGUGCACAAAGAAUUUCAACCUUUGGUGAACUUUUAUGCUGUGCUGCCUAGAGGACAAUUUUGUCCCGUUCUAUACAACAAAGAAGCUAAUGAAACUGGAAACUUUUAUAUAUAGGGGUAUGUUAAAAUGUUAUGUAGCUCUGUUCUUGUGACUCUAAAAAUGCCCCCAGUUGAAAAGUUAAAGUAGUUAAUAAAAGUAUGUAAUGAUAUACACAAAUGCUUACAAUAUUUAUGUUGAUGUAUUUCAGCAAAAAAUACUUCCUUGGUGACUGUGCAGUAUGUUGUAGCAUGGUACAGUGUCUUCCAAGUUAAUUCUGCAAUUUCCCUCUUAAACAAUAAAAACAAACUGAUUGAAUUUGGUUGUGAUACUGUGGUGGUGGUGUUUCUGAAAUGCAACAUCUUGUUUGCUAUUGUGAGUGUUAGAAUAUUUUAGUCUCCUCGUUUCUAUUGCCCCCCCCUUUUCACAUUGUGUGGUGUUUCCAUUUCCAUUGUAACUCAGAGCUAUUUUUAGUCCAGUUAUUUCUGUGAAUAUGGGUUGCAAAUCUCUGGCAGUCCUGCAAGUCUAGCUUUUGUGGUCAGAUUCAACUACAUGGAAACCUAAGUAGUGGAAUGAUUAUGGAAUAUACUGAAAUUAAUCUUGAGAUGUCCAACCAUGAAUUCAUCUGAUUAGAUUUUCAAUAAUGCAGCAGUUCAGUGUCUUCUGACUAAAGAUAUCCAAAAACCUUCACCUAUGACAGUUUAAACUCUGCCUAUGGGUUGUAUCCAAUGUAACACAUGGACAAAGUUCAAGAAUUGCUGGUGUUCCACUAGCACAACCAUCUAGCAUAAUGCAGUCAUAAUGAGCUGGACAAUGGCUUGCACAAGCAGAAUCAAAAUAUUAGACUUGAUAUUUGUACAAGGAUGAAAAGAGAGUUUAUGAAAGCAGUGGAAGCUUUGAACUAAAGGAAUGACACAAUUGGAUACAACCCUUUGAAUUGGUGAGGUAGACAUCGAAGUGGUGUUGCAACCAUAGGUUGGAUAGUCAAAUAUCGUUUUAGCACUUAGAAAUCUGUUCCAAAUUCAUUGAGCAGCAGAUUUUUAAAAAGAACAAAUUGUUUUUAGUAACCAAGUUACAAAAGCAGCAGGUGGCAAACACCAUCUUGUAAGAUGAAUUUCUCAAACAUAGGAGGAGCCCCCUGAUAUAACACGGGUCCUGCUAUUAUACAUACAUGGAUUUUCUUUUAAUGAACAAAGACUUUUUUCUUCAGAAGUUGAUCUAAUGGUGAUCAGUACAAUUAGUCACAAAUCUGUCUCAUACU
Messenger RNA from Elgaria multicarinata webbii, 4848 nucleotides. RefSeq names its product MAP7 domain containing 2 (gene MAP7D2). Gene Ontology annotation, biological process: microtubule cytoskeleton organization. The record is from RefSeq and is a predicted model, not a curated record. The coding region runs from base 106 to 2361 and encodes 751 amino acids. NCBI's taxonomy places the organism in Eukaryota, Metazoa, Chordata, Lepidosauria, Squamata, Anguidae. Gene Ontology annotation, cellular component: microtubule cytoskeleton. The transcript is spliced from 18 exons.